Molecule: messenger RNA, 4037 nt
Organism: Pomacea canaliculata
Lineage: Eukaryota; Metazoa; Mollusca; Gastropoda; Architaenioglossa; Ampullariidae
Product: receptor-type tyrosine-protein phosphatase S-like
Exons: 23
Coding region: 132-2507 (791 amino acids)
Biological process (GO): protein dephosphorylation
Molecular function (GO): protein tyrosine phosphatase activity
Source: RefSeq, a predicted model, not a curated record
CGUGGAUAUUUUGGAGACGCAUGCAAUCGUCCGUGCGGUAAAUGUAAAAGCAACAGUUACUGCGAUCGCUACACUGCAAAGUGCCAGCUUCUCUCUUGCCAGCCUCACUACACUGGCGACACUUGCCAAGAAUGUGUUGCCCAAAAUACGGAGAAAACUGCGAAAGGAACUGCGGGCGGUGUAAUAACAACGUCUCCUGUCGCCAUGACAACGGACACUGUUCCUCUGGCUGUGCUGCAGGUUGGGCUGCACCCAAGUGUGAUACAGAGUGUCCAGCCCACACUUUCGGUGAGAACUGUAGCAACAUCUGCGGCAGGUGUAAGGACAAUGUCACGUGUGACAGGGUCAGCGGCCUCUGCCCUUUACACUGCUCUGCAGGAUGGUCGGGACCUCGAUGUGACAAAGUGUGUGCCCAGUACACAUUCGGUGACAACUGCAGCACUACAUGCGGCCAGUGUAAGGACAAUGCCACCUGUCAUCAUAUCCACGGAACCUGUUCUCUGGGUUGUGCUGCAGGCCGGACAGGACACAGGUGUGACAAAGUUGAGGAGAAAGCUGAGGAGGACGAUAACAAUAUGAUGCUGAUUCCCGCUGUGGGCGGGAGCCUUCUGGGUCUUAUCAUCGUGUUCACCAUAGUCGCCAUUAUAAUCAUGAGGAGGAGGAGUCGCCAGUCCGCUGGUGUCAAAGGUGUUCUGCCUGCUGCUGAGCCCAGAGACAACAUCUCGCUCCCCGAGAACGCCUAUGUGAUGUAUAGGUCUACACCACCUAGUCCUUCAGACUGGACCCCGCCAACAGCAGCUGAAGGCGAGGCUCGAUGGAACAGGAUGAUAAUAAACAUACUGGACAAACUGCAAGGGAGGGACCUGGAGAAGGAGUUCUCGGAGCUGAGGUUUGGCAAAGUCUUUGAGUGCACAGUGGCUGUCAGGAGAAGAAACCGCCGCAAAAAUCGAUUCAAAGAUAUUCUCCCUUAUGACCACUCCCGUGUGGUCCUGGAAAACAUCAACGGUGAGGACUGCUCUGACUACAUCAACGCCAGCUACAUCAAGGGCUACAACAAGGACACAGUUUAUAUUGCAACUCAAGGUCCAAUGCAGACCACUGAGGACGACUUCUGGCGCAUGGUGUGGCAAGAACACGUGACACAGAUCGUCAUGCUGACAAAAAGCCUCACCAAAAGCCACAAGACUGCCGCUUUCUAUAAGUACUGGCCGUCUGCAGGAGAGAAGAAGAAAUAUGACCAGGUGGAAGUGACCUGUGUGGACGAGGUCAACAAGGCUCACUUCAUCGUCAGGACCUUCUCCGUGAAACAAGAUAACGAGUAUCGGCACGUGGAACAGUUCCAGUUCACUGGCUUCACAGAUCAGGAAACUCCUUCGGCCGUGUCCUUUGUCGUCUUCUGGCGAUUCGUCAACUCACGUGCUCCUCCACAUCUGUCAUCGCCUUCCAUCAUUCACUGCAGCGCUGGCGUGGGUCUGACUGGUGUUUACAUCGCCCUCGACAUCGUCAUGAAACAAGCGGAGUCUGAGAGCGAGACCAACAUCUUUGAUGUUGUCAACAGAAUACGUUUGGACAGGUGCAGCAUGGUGAAAAGCAAAGACUAUUACCUGUACUUACACCGGACUGUCCUCGAGGCUUGUGUCAGCCGCGGCACGUGUCUAGACAUGGCGACUUUCGAGAUGGUCUUUCCAGAACUUGUGGAGGUAGACAGUCCUAACAACCUCAUCGACAGGCAAUUUCAGAACCUACGAGUUCUACCGGAUGUUCGUCUUGACGACUCUUAUGCAUUUCUGGAAGAGAGCGGAGAUGACAGUAAGAAGUUCUUAACGGUUCAAAUUGAUGGAGGAUCGAUUUCAAUCAACGCAUUUUUCGUGCCUACCUUGCUCGAUGCCCAUGGGAUCAUAAUGACACCACUGCCAGAAUCGUGGGACACAGUCUGGAGUCUGGUUGAGGGCUACAGUAUCAAAGAGAUAAUGCUGUUGGGAAAUGCUUUGUGUGGAAAGCCGGGUGCAGGUCCCUACUGGCCCACACAGACAGGACACAGACUGCAGGCGGGACCUUACACUGUCUCUCUCACAGACAAACGGCAGCUGGCCACGUGUCUUACAGGCUACAGUCUCACCUGGCAGAGAAGAUAUGGAUCUGGUGGAGUGCAGCUUACACACUACAACGACUGGCAUGAAGACAUUCCCGUCAAUACUUGCGACCUGGUGUACCUGUUAAAGACGUUUACUACAACGCUACAUGAACGGGAACGUACUCCACUACUUGUUCUCUGCAUGUCAGCUCUCCACCGUGACAGUGUGGCCAGGAGCUGCCUGUUCUGUGUCAUGUGUCACCUGUUGGGUCAGAUGACGCUGGACGGACAGGUGGACGUCUUCACGGCCGUCAGACACAUGCAGAGUGUCGUCCCGGACUUCGUGCUGACAGCGGAACAAUUCCGGCUCUGUUUUCAAACGGCUCAGCAACUGCUGACAUCAGAUAUCUACGCCAACACAAUGGCGCAAUGAAAGACAGAAUAAAGCUUGUAAAAGACAGAAGGUGGAAACACCACAUCAAACUUACCUUUUAUGGCAAUGCGGACUUUCUUACAUUCGGACACAUGCAAUAAUGUGUUAAAGUAUAUGAGAUAUAGCAGUCAGCCGCUUGAGUUUGUUUGAUACAAUGUAGCUCUCUCUUAAUUCGAAGAUCUACCUUAAUAGCCACCUCAACAGCCACCUCAAAACAUACCUCAAUACCCACCUCAGCAUGCAGAGGUUUUCAGACUAAACAUUGUCAGCUGUCAGUAAGAUUAGUUUCCCGUCUCAUUUUUGUAAGGUGCAUUGUAUUCACACUACUUUGUGGCUGUUUUCAUGUUUAAGUGACUUGAUAGUGACUGCACACAUCUCAUCACCAUCUUGGGCAGUAGUUAUGAAAAGGGAAUAAGUCGUUUUCCCAGGGUAACAUGGGGAACUCAAGGAACGAUCCUUUCUAUCGAAUUUACGAUGUGAUCCCCAGACCCCUCGGAUAUUUAUGUUUCUUUAUUCCUCAUCAUCUUUGUUUCCGCUUAAUAACUACAUCUCCAGGUGUAGAACAAUAAAAGUGUGCUCAUAAUACCGCUUUAUUACUUGAAAACAAGUCUUGUAAUAAUGUUCCCCAUAUUCCCCUGGGCAACGCCUUAUUUCCGCAUCGUAACUACCGCCCCUGAAUUGCCUGCUCUUAUUUCCCAAUGUUUAAUGUCACACAUCUUACAAGGCUCUUCCUCAAGCAGCUAGCUUAAGCAGCUUUAAUGGAGAAUAAACAUCCGAUAUUAAUAUUGUCUUAUGUAGAAUGUCGCUUUGUGAGACAGCUCAGCUUUGUUCUGUGAUGUUUGUGUGACUACAUGCAACACUUUAUGCUUCUAGUUGCCCAUUGAAAUUUUAAAUGAAAGCUUUUUGAAAUUUCAUUAACAUCAAUAUCAUUAGGUUAUGUAAAUACAAUAAUAUAUUAAGCAGGAAUGCGUGUUUAUUGAAGCUGUUUACCAUCGCUUAGGCUGCUGAGUAAGUUAAACUGAACAAGUUGUUUUUGGUAGUAUCGUUUGACAUGAUAUGCAUCGGACACAUGCAUCCACAUAAGCACACACACUAACACACACACACACACUCACUAACACACACAUACGUACGCACAUACGCCACUCGCCUACUUUCAUUCAACUGGUCGCAAUGAUCGACUGGCUUGUCUGUUUGCGUGUAUUUCAAUGUUUAGUAACCGGAUUUGUACAGUGUGUCUCCUGUGUCCGGCACAAUCGAUUCAUCAGCACAUCGCCUGUAUAAACCUUCCUCCUCGUCGACAUCAGUUGUAUCAGUCAUGGCGAGCGCUGUGUCUCUCAGUGUCUCUGGUCUGUUUCUGUUGAUAACUUUGUGCCUCGGGCAAGGAGUGUAAACCCAAGCACUUGGCAUUGAGUUGAUCUGUGUUCAUCUCCUACCUGGUUUGUCCCAGACAAUGUGGCCCCCAACAAAACCUACAGUCAAAGCUCGUAUCACAUCUUAACUCCAGACGCAUCAAAGGCGGCAAACGGC